AUGGCGGCAGCGGCGCUGUGGCUGCGCUGGAGGCCCGCGCUGUGCGGGCGGCUGCGGAGCGCGGGCGGCGCCGCUCCGCCCCUGGCCGGCCCGUCGGGGAUGAGGAGCCGGGCGCCGCCGCCCGCGCCGGGCAGCCGCCCGCUGUCCCGCUUGCCGCCGGGCAGCGGCCCGCGGACGGGCGCGCAGAGAAGGCUGGUGUCGUGGCGGUCGCUGGCGGCCACUUUCGUGCUGUGCGGCGGGCUGCUGGCCGCCAUGAAGAUGGUGAAGCGGCGGAAGGAGGAGAAGCUGGAGAAAGAACGAAACAGAGGCAUUGGGAAACCAUUGCUAGGAGGGCCCUUCUCACUUGUCAGCCAUGAGGGAGAGCCCAAGACCAGCAAGGACUACAUUGGCCAGUGGGUGCUGAUCUACUUUGGAUUCACACACUGCCCUGACAUCUGCCCUGACGAACUGGAGAAAAUGAUUGAAGUGGUAGAUGAAAUUGAUGGAAUUCCAUCUUUGCCUAAUCUGACCCCACUGUUCAUCACCAUUGAUCCUGAGAGGGACAACGAAGUAGCCAUUGCCAGAUAUGUUAAAGAUUUUUCUCCAAAGCUGAUUGGCCUGACUGGUACCAAGGCACAGAUUGACCAAGUGGCCAAAGCUUACCGCGUGUAUUACAGUGAAGGUCCCAAAGACGAAGACAAUGAUUACAUAGUGGAUCACACAAUAAUAAUGUACCUCCUUGGGCCAGAUGGUGACUUUGUGGACUACUAUGGCCAGAAUAAGAGGAGCGCUGAGAUUUCUGCUUCUAUUGCUGCACACAUGAGAAAAUACAGAUCCUAA
Molecule: messenger RNA, 819 nt
Organism: Apus apus (common swift)
Lineage: Eukaryota; Metazoa; Chordata; Aves; Apodiformes; Apodidae
Gene: SCO1
Product: protein SCO1 homolog, mitochondrial
Exons: 6
Coding region: 1-819 (272 amino acids)
Biological process (GO): mitochondrial respiratory chain complex IV assembly
Source: RefSeq, a predicted model, not a curated record